CACAUAAACCUGCGCAAGACAGCAGAGCUGGCAGAGUAGCAGGCGAGAAAGGGACACACACUUUCAGAGCCCCCUCUGUGCCGAGACUAUAAACGGAUAUCCAUCUGUCGGAUAAAACAAAAUCGCAAGUAACGCGGCUGCUGCCGCCGUGUGCUUUUCGUGGUUAAUUUCGUAAUCGUCGGACUUCGUUCCUCCGGAAAGUAGGCACGGAGACUUUCGGUCUGCAGCUUGCAUCCGUGUGCGUUUCUCUGGGCUCACUGCGCGCAGCAUUUUGCGAAGCCAAAGCAAGGACAGUUGGAAGCGUCCCGUCGGAAGCACGCCGAGCCCGCUGCUCGUCUUCUUCGCCAUUCUGUUAGAGCAGUCCUACCAAGGCACUAGUGAAUUUGAAGGGCGCCGCAAGCUUGGGAGUUCAUUUUUCCACUUUUCGACAUUUAGCACUACAUUUCAUUUAUUCGAGCCAGUAAAUAGAACCAGUGACUAAUCCAAUCGCUUAUUUUCCGGAGUUGAAUCUUCCACUUGAUCGAUUUGAUUUUUUUACGCGCCGCCAAGGAAUACUGAACAUUUUAAAAAAAAGUGUUACAAAGUGACCGAAGAUGGGUAUAUGUGGUUAUUUUGUGGUAUCCUGGAAAUGGCUAGUAGUGAUCACCCUAAGACUGCUGUUCCUUUUACCUGCAGGAGUGCCAGCUCGGAGCGGAGAAUCUUUUUCAAAACCCAUGGACAACAUCACCGUCAGACAAGGGGAGAGUGCCGUCUUAAAAUGCUCCGUGGACAACAAGGUGUCACGGGUGGCCUGGCUCAAUCGCACCACCAUUUUGUUCGCGGGACGUGAUAAGUGGUCAUUAGACCCGCGCGUCAUCCUCCUCAACAAUACGGGCGCGACGGAAUACAGCAUCAAAAUCCAGAACGUGAACGUGUACGACGAGGGCCCCUACAUCUGCUCCGUCCUGACCAACAAGAAGCCCAAGUCCUCCAGAGUGCACAUCAUCGUACAAGUUCCGGCCAGGAUUGUAAACAUAUCCACCAACAUCACCGUGAAUGAGGGCAGCAAUGUUACACUAAUGUGUUUGGCUAUCGGAAGACCCGAGCCAACCAUCAUAUGGAGACACCGAUCAAAAAGCGGGCAUAAAUUUAUGAGCGAAGGAGAAUACAUUGAGAUCACAGCAAUCACCAAAGACCAGUCUGGAGUGUAUGAAUGCAGUGCCAACAAUGACAUCUCCACCCCUGAUGUACGGACCUUGCAAGUCACCGUCAAUUAUCCCCCCUACAUCUCGACUGCCAGGAGCACCGGCACGCCGCUCGGGCAGAGGGGCAUGCUGCAGUGUGAGGCCUCGGCAGUUCCCGUGGCUAAUUUCGAGUGGUACAAAGAAGACCGCAGGCUCUUCAAUGGACUUAAUGGGGUUAAAAUCGAAAACAAGGGUAGACAAUCCAUGCUUAUCUUUUUCAACGUUUCUGAAGAGGACUACGGGAACUACACCUGCGUGGCUAUGAACACCAUGGGAAUCACAAACGCGAGCAUAAUUUUGUAUGGCCCAGGGGCUGUGCAUGAUGUGAACAGGGCAUCCCUAUCUCUACAGAACUCGCUCUGCCUUCUCUUGACUGUGAUUUCGUGGUUCCUUUUCAAGUUUUGAUGCAACAGUGGUAACCCUUCAGUCACCUCCUGAAUUGCAGUACAACAGACUUUAAUCCCAUAUGAAUAAAUGAAAAUCACCAACACAGAUGGCUCACGUUUUUUUAGAAUUGAAUUGGCAGUGUUUUUUUUUUUUUUUUUCCUUCU
This is a messenger RNA of Brienomyrus brachyistius, 1774 nucleotides long. It is a transcript of the gene opcml, whose product is annotated as opioid binding protein/cell adhesion molecule-like. The record is from RefSeq and is a predicted model, not a curated record. Bases 594 to 1628 code for a protein of 344 amino acids. NCBI's taxonomy places the organism in Eukaryota, Metazoa, Chordata, Actinopteri, Osteoglossiformes, Mormyridae. The transcript has 7 exons. Gene Ontology annotation, cellular component: neuron projection.